Molecule: messenger RNA, 2370 nt
Organism: Trifolium pratense (red clover)
Lineage: Eukaryota; Viridiplantae; Streptophyta; Magnoliopsida; Fabales; Fabaceae
Product: rust resistance kinase Lr10-like
Exons: 2
Coding region: 49-1923 (624 amino acids)
Biological process (GO): protein phosphorylation
Molecular function (GO): protein kinase activity; ATP binding; polysaccharide binding
Source: RefSeq, a predicted model, not a curated record
ACUGGUUACCCAUGUCAACUUGUCCACAUGCAAAUUUUAUUAUAGAAAAUGAUAAAAAUGAUAUUUAUUUCCAACUUCAAACUAUAUCAACAUCCUAAACCUGCAAAAUCAUCCAAAAAAAUGGCCAAUUUUCACAAUUUCCCCUUUCUACUAACUCUAUUCUUUCUCCUAUUAACAAAACCAGUAACAUCCAAAAAUCAUUGCACUGAAAAAUGUGGAAAAGUUCAAAUUCAAUUUCCAUUUCAUCUCAAAAACAACAACAUGAAUCAAACCAAUCCUAAAGGUUUUGAAUUAUCAUGUACAGAUAAAGAUGAAACUGUUCUAGAAUUUCCCAAACUUUCACUCAAGCUUUUCAUCAAACAGAUAGACUACAAAUCACAAAAAUUCCAAAUCUAUGAUCCAAAGAAUUGUCUUGCAAGUCAAUUAUUAAAACUAGGAAAUUCAUCAGUUUCACCUUUUCUGUUACACUUCCAUGAGUUUAAUAUACAGCGUAACGUUUCGUUCUUUCGUUGCAAUUCGAAUAACGGGUGUUCGAUAUUGCAACGUGAUUCUGAUGGUGAUUUUAUUGAUCCUGAAUUGGUUUCUUGUAGAAAAGUGAGUGAUGUUUUGAAUGUUGGUUGGAUGGUUGAAGAAUGGGAAGAUGAUAUUACUGAGAGUUUGAUUAUGGAAUGGUCUAAACCUAAUUAUAGUUUUUGUGCAGUUCAAGGGCAAAAAUGUAAAUGGAAGAAUGGUGGUAAAAAUGGUGAAGUUGAAUGUUAUGUUUGUAAAUCGGAUGGAAUUGCAAGAUCUACUGUUCUUCUCAUUACUGCUGGGGCUAUAGUUGGAUCAAUGGUUUUGCUGCUAUUGACAAAUGGACUACUUCAAAUUUAUCGCUAUUUUAAGAUGAAAGGGGAUGACAUAGCAAGGAUAGAGAAGUUCUUAGAGGAUUAUAGGGCAAUGAAACCUACAAGAUUCACUUAUGCUGAUAUUAAGAGAAUAACAAAUGGUUUUAAGGAGAGUUUAGGAGAAGGAGCACAUGGAGCUGUGUUCAAAGGCAUGCUCUCCCAAGAAAUUCUGGUAGCUGUGAAGGUACUCAAUGAAACACAAGGAGAUGGAAACGAUUUCAUUAAUGAAGUCGGAACCAUGGGAAAAAUUCAUCAUGUCAAUGUCGUUCGUUUGCUUGGAUUCUGCGCUGAUGGAUUCCACCGUGCUCUUGUCUAUGAUUUGUUUCCAAAUGGGCCGUUGCAGAAUUUCUUGGCACCACCGGAGAACAAGGAUGUUUUUCUUGGUUGGGAAAAGUUGCAACAAAUUGCUAUCGGUGUUGCAAAAGGGAUUGAGUAUCUUCAUGUUGGUUGUGAUCAUAGAAUACUUCACUUUGAUAUUAAUCCACACAAUGUGUUAAUAGAUGAUAAUUUGAGUCCUAAAAUUACUGACUUCGGACUUGCUAAAUUGUGUCCGAAAAAUCAAAGCACGGUUUCUAUGACUGCAGCUAGAGGAACAUUAGGAUACAUUGCACCAGAAGUUUUCUCGAGAAACUUUGGAAAUGUAUCUUAUAAAUCUGAUAUUUAUAGCUACGGAAUGUUGUUGCUCGAGAUGGUUGGAGGAAGAAAGAAUACUGAUGUGUCAGCUGAGGAAACAUUCGAAGUUUUGUAUCCGGAAUGGAUUCAUAAUCUGAUUGAAGGUAAAGACGUACAAGUUAAUAUUGAGGAAGCGGGAGAUGUUAGAAUUGCAAAAAAGCUCGCCCUUGUGGGACUUUGGUGUAUCCAAUGGAAUCCGGUGGAUCGUCCAUCGAUGAAAACUGUGGUUCAAAUGCUUGAAGGUGAGGGAGAAAAAUUACUGGCACCCCCUACUCCUUUUGACUCUAUUGGUGCUAAUGGAACAAAUGCAGUUGUUCCAUCUAGACAUCUGAAUUUUGAGUUAGAAGUUAUACCUGAAAUUGAGUAAAUGACUCUACAUUCAGGUUCAUCAAAUGUUAUAUAAGCUAUGUUUUAUAAAUUAUAUCCGUGUUAGCGUUCACUUGUAACGAAUUUUUUCUCAUCCUGUUUCACUGAUUCGGCCUUCAUAAUGCAAAUUAACACUUACUGCAACAUAAUUGGAAAUAUCAAAACUGAACAGAUUUCGGGCUAUUUCUUUAAGAUGUGUCCUACUGAAGAAAGUAACUAUGGUAUUUUCAUGUCAAGGAAAGAUCAAUUAUUAUGAAUAGUAUAAUAUAAUGAUAACUUUCAUUAAAUCUAGUGGAAGAUUAAUAUAUCAUCUCACAGAAAAGAUGGGAUUUUUUCUUUUGUAUUGAUUCACAUUAUUUGUUUACACAAAACUUUUCAGCAUUCCACCAAUGGAUUGACUCAAUUAUGAUGAAACUUAUUGAUCUAAUGGUGAAACAAAACUUGUGCA